GUUCCACGCUGAGCGACACCGAACCAUAAACAAACAUGGACGGAGACGCGACGCAAGAGAAGCAAAAUCUCUCCUCGGGCGUCGAUACGGUGGACGCACCGCCCAAUAAUUACAUAUAUAGGAAGAUUGAUGUCGCGUUUGUGGUCUGUGGGAUAUUUACGUUUCUUCUGGACUGGGGAUUUGAUAUCUUAACAGCCUACAAACACUGGCGGGAUGACGACAUCAUCUGGUUCUCAUUUACAGUUGUGUUCAUCUGCGUUCCAUCCUUUGUAAUGACAGGCGUUUCCUUACACUGGUACGUCAAAGAUGCAGACAAUGCUAAUGUGCCUAAAGCCUCAGUGUCCCGCUGGGUGGUUCGAAUAUUGUUCCAUAUUCUGCAGCUUGGCCCUAUACUCAGAUAUAUGGAUUCCUUGCAUUAUGGCCUCAUCAGUCGCAGGCACUGGAAGCAGGGAGAUAGAAAACGCCAGAUAGAAUACUAUACCUACAUGCUGUAUGAAGAUGGGGACUCGGUUUUCCUUAGGCUGUUCGAGUGCUUCAUGGAGGCAGCGCCACAGCUUGUCCUGCAGCUGUACAUCCUCUCCCUUGUGCGCAAAUCAGAAUAUGGAUCAGAUUGGUUUUAUAUUCUUUGUAUUGGAUGCUUCACUUCCCUCGUAAGCCUUGCGUGGGGAGUGACUGCCUUUGCUCGAGGAAGUCGCUUCACCAGCAUGGAAAAGCCAAAUAUAUCAAUACUUGGUUCCCUCGUCUUAAUGCUUUGGCAUCUCUUUAGUAUUAGUGCACGAGUCACAGCAAUGGUACUAUUUGCCUCCGUCUUCCGACCCUUUUUAUUCAUAUUCUGCGGGGUGCAUUGGCUCAUCAUGGUGACGUGGCUCAUGGUGCGCAAAUCACUGAAGCAAAUGUGCAAUUCAGUCCUUGGGGAGCUUGGUCUAAGUUUUAUUUUGGGUGUCAUCUACAUAUUCGUUUUCAUUAAUGAAAAAGAAGAGGAUACCAAGAAGAAGUACAUUUUCUUCUAUACUAUAUUUGGAAUAGAAAACACAAUAAUGGUGGUUGUCUGGUUGAUUUAUGCAGAUACAAGUGUGUGGUACUAUAUUCCAGGUGUUGUUUUCCACUUUUCGGCCUUUUUAUUGAGCCUUGUACUGAUGGGAAUCUACUACGGCCUUCUCCACCCAACACUACCGUCUAUCUGUAACCAGGAACGGAGUCAAAGAAGAAGAAGGCCUGAAGUUGACGAUAACGCAGAAGAGGAAGGUGAAGCCAGGGCUAUUACAUCCCAGACAGUGAUGUAAACUUAAAGAAAUGGUAUCUGUAACUUUACGGAUAUUUGUACUAUAUGGGGGUAUAAACAUAACAUUCCAGGCAGUAUGUAUGCAUUACAUAACCAUAAGAAACUUUGUGAAUUGAAGUUUAGGGAUUUGUUUUGGUUAUGUAAUACUCUAUAAAGUAUCCUCAUUGUUGUUGAAAGAUUGUUGUUAGUUCUUUUUAUUCAUGUUUUAAAUGUUUUGGUUGUCUGUCGAAAGCAGUUCCUAAUAAUCUUCAGCUUAUGAGCAUUUGUGUUUUGAGUUAAUUUGGAUUCAUUAUUCCAAUAAAACUAGGAGGUCAGUGCUGCACUAUGAAUACAAAAAAAAGAAAAAAAGAAAAAUAAUUAAUUAAAAUGUUGCACGGUACUCUGUUUCAGUUUCUGUUUUUCUUCUAAUAUGCACAAUUAAAAGUUUCAUAUUUUUUCUUCAUGUAGUAUCAGUUUAGAAAAAAAAUUAACUGAAAUAAACAGGUGAACAAUCAGAAACCGCCCAUAUUGAUUGUAAUCAUAAGUAAUGCAGAAAGAGUAUUAUAACUGGGAAGAAAAUUGAAAUUUAGUGUGCAAGAAUUUUCAGGGGGUAUUUUUUCAGUCUGUAACUGAAAGUACAAUUAAAUCACAUCACACAUCACAUUUUCUGUGCUGUCCAGAUACUGUUUAUACGAAUUUCCUGUGAUACAAGAACAUAGUGGAGCUGCUGUUCUGUAACAUGGAGCAUCAACCCAAUUGUGUUACAUACAGAUGGCUCUGCAUGUGCCCAGCUGGCAUGGGGUCUUUCAGGAGGCCCUAGUGACCGAUCCUGAUUUCCCCAUUCCUUGAUUUGGCAGAAAAAUGUGUUUUUCUUAUUAAUACAAUUGAUAUCAUU
Penaeus monodon (black tiger shrimp) is the source of this 2156-nucleotide messenger RNA. RefSeq names its product XK-related protein 6-like. Gene Ontology annotation, biological process: apoptotic process involved in development; engulfment of apoptotic cell; phosphatidylserine exposure on apoptotic cell surface. The coding region runs from base 36 to 1283 and encodes 415 amino acids. The transcript is spliced from 8 exons. Gene Ontology annotation, cellular component: plasma membrane. The record is from RefSeq and is a predicted model, not a curated record. NCBI's taxonomy places the organism in Eukaryota, Metazoa, Arthropoda, Malacostraca, Decapoda, Penaeidae.